Messenger RNA from Aspergillus aculeatinus CBS 121060, 1011 nucleotides. RefSeq lists its product as uncharacterized. Lineage: Eukaryota; Fungi; Ascomycota; Eurotiomycetes; Eurotiales; Aspergillaceae. The record is from RefSeq and is a predicted model, not a curated record. The transcript has a single exon. The coding region runs from base 1 to 1011 and encodes 336 amino acids.
AUGGAUCCGGGUUCUUCGCUGGAUUACAACACCCGCCACGGUAUCCUCAAGCCCGACAUCCCCUAUGCUAAUAUUGACUCUUACUUCACCGUCCGCGAGCACUUUCCGCCUCAGCCCCGGCAGACCUUCGACCUCCGUUUGUCUGGACCCGAGCAGGAGCGACGAAUAACAACGGACAUUCUGACUCGGUGCAUUGAGAACAGUCCGGAUUCUGGUGAGAUGGGCACGCAGAAACUCACUCUCCGGACCCUCAGGGUGCUACAGGUCCGCGAUGGGUCGACUUCGCAGGUGGUGCUGGUUAAAAUCAUUAAGGGUGACCUCGCCAACAUGCUGGUAGUCGCCAAGUUCUAUGAUCCACUGUACUACAACCACCGGAAAUCUGAAGUCGAUCCGUUCCGCUGCGUCGAGGAGGAGUAUACCCGGGAGACGGCGGUUUACCAACACCUGCAUCAGCAUGGCCUGAGUGACUAUAUUCCCCAAUUCUGCGGAUCCUAUUCGCUCGACAUGCCAGUUCCCAAUAGAGGCAUUCGUCAGGUGCGUCUGAUCCUCGUGGAGUUCAUGUCGGGGUUCCCCAUGGACCGUCUUCGUCUCGACCGACUCGCCGUGGAGACCCGGCAACACAUCAUGGAGCAGAUCGUCAGAGCCGAGUCCAGAUUCUACGCCGUCGGCGUGCGGCACAAGGGCCUUUGCAGGCGUAUCAUCAUGGUCGAGGGAGUCAGGAACCACGACCCUACCUGUCGACCGUACAUCACUAUAACUGACUUUGGGCAAGCGUAUAUCGGUUGCGCCACUCGCGAAUCUCGCUGGUCGCAUGAGGACCGCCUCCUCCCCAUUUACAUCACUCCUAUUAUCCGCUGGUCUUGCGGCUGCGUGUCAAAGAAGAACGAUUUCGUAAAAUGGUGUGAUUGGGACUGGAAGGACUGGCUGUGCAAGACAUUCGCCAAGGACGACCAGCAACCAUACCACUCCACAGAUGGCCAAAAGGGCCUCCGCCGAUGUUCGUGGGGAUAA